This is a messenger RNA of Theileria orientalis strain Shintoku, 1455 nucleotides long. RefSeq lists its product as hypothetical. The transcript has 3 exons. Lineage: Eukaryota; Apicomplexa; Aconoidasida; Piroplasmida; Theileriidae. The record is from RefSeq and is a predicted model, not a curated record. Bases 1 to 1455 code for a protein of 484 amino acids.
AUGACUAAUAACCAAACGAACGCAGCUACAAAUCAAACUUCCAUUUUACACAAUGCAAUAAAUAAGCUAGAUAAGUCCAUCGGAGGGCAUGGAGGCGGUGAGGUCAUCACUGGGUUUAUGGCCUUGACGCUGUAUAUGUAUAUCCAAAUUGCCUCAAUAAUUUCAAGACACAUGGCAGUGGCCCUAUGCUUCAAGAUAUCGAGGCUGUGGAUAUUCCUCCUACAGUUAGUAAUGGACCUGUUAAUCUACGAUAAGCCGCUGCUCAUCGUGAAGAUACACUACUGGCUGGCCUACUUACUGUCACUCAUAAGCACAGCUUUGUGGUUUUAUUUUUGCAUCAGUAGAUACAAUAGGGAAGCACACAAGAAAUCGAAGGCCAAAAGCAUCCCCAAGCUUACGGAGGCGACCGAAAUGGUGUCCCAAAAGACAAACGACACCGAGUGCCUCUCAACCUCGGGGCAGCAGGCGAACCAGGACGUGGAGAACCCCUCAGAGUCGACGGAAGAGAAGAUAAAAGAGACAGAGCCGAGUUUCUGGACGCACCUGGGCAACUCGUUCUCGCCGCUCAUGAUGUCCAUCGUGACAAUGAUGAUGAAGAACAUUCUGUUCCCAGGGCUCCUGCCGUACGGGCUGCUCGAAAGGGACAAGUCGCACAUCAUCAACAUGGUCAUAACGCCCAUGGGACUGAUGGGAACGUCCAUAGUGCACGCCCUGAAGAAAAACGUAGACUCGAUCAACAAAAGGUGGGAGUGGUACUGGCACCUCCUGUGGCUCCUGGCGAUACCGCCGGCAGUCAUAUUCUACACGACACUGGACUCGAUGCACCCACGCUCGAGCGCGGCGAGGUCGAAAAUAAUCAACAACAGGAACGCAGUGCUCGCCAUGGCAGUGGUGUUCCAUUUCUGCCACUCACUCAUAGAGGCCGCAGGGUACCUGGGCGUGGUCUCCAACGUCAAGCACUGCAACGAGGUGAGGGAAAGGGGAAAGAAGAUGGUGUCGACGAACCAGCUCCUGGCAGAGAUCAUACACUUCAUCUUCUACAAAAUAUCAGUCGGCUACAACGUCACGCGAAUUGGCCUGGGAUACCACCUGCCGAAGUUCCGCCCAACCCAUCGAAUGAGCCGGGAGCACCUCUACACCUACAUUGUGAGGGAAACGUUCGUAAAGGGGUUCGACGAUUUCAUAAACGACUUUAAGAUGAACAUACGGGAUCAACUACAAAAAUACUUAAAACAUUCAUGCAAUCGCAAGCUUCCCCCAAAAAUCCAAAACUCGGACAAAACAUAUAAAUACAGGUACGGGAACUCACAAAAUAGCCCAAUCAAAGUAAGAGAGGUGUAUGUGUGCAAAACCAAGGAAGGAAGAGCAAUUUUACAUGAAUACUUGUUAAGCAACUCGUGCAGAAAUUUAAUAAAAAAGGAAAAACGGGUGUCAGAGGAUCAUAAAUUAAAAUAA